UCCGAGCUCGAACUCGAAGACUUUCUACCUCCGGAUGACAAGCGAAAACAGGAAACAGAAUACGCCAAAGCACAAGAAUGGGAUCAAUUAAGAAGGAUUAUGAAGAGUUUGGGGACCAACGUCUUCACUGGCUUCCAAGAGGCCCCCAUCAACUUCCCCCCUACUUUCAAGUACGACGUCCUCCGUACUCUAAAGGGAAGCAAGCGCGUGAGAAAGGACGCCAGGAUGAGAGGAAAAAUACUGUCUGAAGUUGAGGAAGUUACACAUCACGAAGCCGAGUCAUCAACGAUGGAUAUUACUCUCAAGGAAAAUACAUCAGCAAUUGCGGAAGAUGAUGACAGUUCUUCUACCAGUUCCGCGUCCAUUUCGAUUCAAUCCAGAAGUGCGGUAGAUAACGAUGAUGAAGCAUCGUUAAAUGGUAGUGAUGCUGGAGCGAAGAAUGGAGGAUCGAAUACCACGCCAUACCCAGACUUGGAGAGGACCGCAAAGCAUGCCGUUCAUGUCGCCAGAAGGAGGUGGUGGACGGUGUUCCGAUCCACUGUCAGCCUACCAACGCCAGAGCAGCUUUCUUCCAAGAAGGCGGCACAUAAAGCGAAGUCUCCGUCGAUCGGCAGCAAGUCUGGUUCUAUUGGUCCUGCGUCGGCCCAGGAAAAGGUGCUGAUUACCCCAGUACAAGCAGGGAAUCCUACGACGACCUCGGUUUUCACCAAGUCUGACUUGACGUUGGAUAAUAAAGCCUUAAAACUACCGCAACCGCCUGCUAAUGUCCGAGCUAGUACCUCACUCGAUAUUCCACUUAGGCCUUCGAACGAUGGCCCGUCUUCUGUCAUGAUGACGAGAUCCAUAACUUCAAAGACUUCGAGUAGCGCACCAGGAAUUUCAAGGGCACUGAUAGGAGAGGCUUCAGUGGAUGUUGAGGAUAAAGGUGUCUAUGACACAUCCAGUAAACGACGUGUUCCUAGCUGGUGUGACCGAAUCCUAUACAAAUCCACAAUAACUCUUCCCCUAAGUCCUGCUUUGGAGACACCUACUGUGGAACUAGGGUUAACCACAAUUCCUGUCGAGUCUCCUCCUGUGUCCCGGCGCAAUACUCCCAAGAUAGGAACGUUCUUCCACGCACUCAAAUCGAAAAAGCGGUCCAGCACUGGUCAAUCGUCAUCGACUCAGAUAGUUAACAGCCCUUCCACUACGAGCAAGCAAACUACAAUGAGCACUAAUAUUGAAUCCACGAACCCUAAUGAACCUACUGGUAUGUCAACAGCCAACAUCCCUGCCCUAGCCAGACUUGCCAAUGAAGCGGGUGAAGCGGAAUCUCCAACGUCUAUCCCUACCACACCUCAGCCUUAUCAAGCAACAGACAAAAUGUCACGUAGGAUUACCUCACCUAUCAUGGCUCGGAACGAUUCGAGUGCAUCAACUGCUGUUCGUGCAACUCACAAUCGAAGGAGGUCAUUAAGCGCUACUAUUCCUCGCCCGAAUGAACCAAUCGAGCUGAUUGGACGGCCAUUACCUGCUUCUGCGUCCACACCGCCGGUACUACCCCUAGCCUUCUCAGAUGGACCACCCUCCGCAAAUGACGCCACUCUGAACAAGGAUGGAUCGUUACCAAGUGGUGGAAGCUUUAGAGGUCUAAGGAGAUUUCUAAGUUUCCUUCCUGGAUCUUUUAGCGCUGCUCCCACUCCUCCAGCUUCUGCAGCACCGCCAACCGAGGAACCUCUUGCGGUGCACGGACCUCCCCUCAAGAUUUUCAGGAAGGGAGAGAUACGAUACUUGGAAUAUAAUACGCUUUCUGAUAAGGAAAUGAGGCAGCUAGAGGGCAGAAUAACAGGGACCACCAGUGGUUUGAAUUCGGGCGGCAAAUCUGGCGGUAGCUCCCCGAAUAUCCCUGCCAUCGUUGGUGGCGUUGUUGGCGGGACACUGGGUCUGAUUGCAAUAAUUGCCCUGGUUUGGUACCUCCUCUGGAGGAGAGAGCAGAUGAAGGAUCUCUUCGACGAUGAUGAAGAUGAAGAUACUUCGCACGGCUUGAAGCCACGAGGCGUCAUGAUGAGAGACGGGAGGAGAGGCCGACGCAGCCUCAACCUGGACGACGAAGUGAAGUCUGAAACCAAUCACCCUUACCAAUAUGGUAUGGUAGGCAGUAUUUCACCGAGCCCUAAACCCGGAAUGCACAGCCAGCAAUCCUCCCUUGGAUAUCAACACCGACGAAGCGGCUCGAGAGAUGCUCUCAUGCGAAGUGGCGCUCCAUCUCCUCCCUCAGUAUCUCCCAAUCGGCUGAGUGCACACUUGCCGAGCACUGGAAGUCAGGGGCGAGCUUCAUACAACAGCAACAUGCGACCUGACUCCGUCAUGAUGGCCCAGCCAAUGAACCCUCAUCAGCAAUGGACUAGUGAAGAUACUCCCUGGACCCAGCCUCCUCGCCCAUCGUCAUCACUACUCGAAGCUCCUAAUGUAUACCCUCCUGGUCACAACGGAUUCUAUCAACAGUACGGGCCAAUGGAAUCCAUUCCAUCACAGACGCAGGUGAAUCUUGGACAAGCAAAUAAUGCCCAACCAGCUAUUGCCCACCAGGCAUUGUAUGAGGCAGCCGGCUUGGGCACUGCGUCGCCACCUACAAGUUCGUCAGUCCCAGUGACCGCAUUACCUCCUCCUGGUGCUGGUGGAGCACGCCCUUUCACCGAAUGGAGAGCUAGUGAUAUACAGUCGGCGGUGAUGGCUGGUGCAGAUCGAGCAGCAGCCAGUGUCAGCCCACCACCAAACACCAGUGGCUCUGAAAAUGUAGGAUUUGGCAGACAACGUGUCGAGAAAAGUCCUCGAGCUGAAAGGGUCACAUCUCCGGUGGUACAACAUCAAGAUGCAGGGAGAGUCCCAGAUACUCAAAGCAACCCAACAGCCUCUAAUGCCAAUGCGAAUAGCGAUGCUCCUCCGGCAUAUUCUCAAUCAUAA
Acaulospora colombiana is the source of this 2943-nucleotide messenger RNA. The record is from the annotation of a GenBank genome assembly. NCBI's taxonomy places the organism in Eukaryota, Fungi, Glomeromycota, Glomeromycetes, Diversisporales, Acaulosporaceae.